This is a messenger RNA of Funneliformis geosporum, 2901 nucleotides long. NCBI's taxonomy places the organism in Eukaryota, Fungi, Glomeromycota, Glomeromycetes, Glomerales, Glomeraceae. The record is from the annotation of a GenBank genome assembly.
AUGUAUAAUAUCGACCAUUACUUCGAUUUCGAUUCUCCUCCCAAAUCAGUCAUUAAAUCUAAGAAAAAGAAACAGCAACACCAGCAAAUGCUCCUUUUGCUUUUAUUAGCAGUUGCUGGUGCUUAUUACUUUAUGAUUUAUUUACCCGAGGAAGAAAGGAAGAAAUUAGAGACAGAAAUUCAGAAAGAAUUGGAUGAGGUUAAAAAUGAUCCUACUAGAGGAACUAUUGAAAAGGAUAAUAAUGCUCUCUUUUAUGGUAAAACAGGAACAGGUAAAUCAGCCACCUUAAAAAAACUUUGUGUUGAAGUUAAUAAGUGUCCUCUAGUGACUGUCAAAGGUUCAUCUUUAACUCCUACUAAACAGGAUUAUGAUGCUAGUUUUGGUCCUUUACAAAAAUUUAUCUACACCAUUACUGACCAAACCAGCAAUAAUAUCCUUCUUCAUGACCCUAAUAAGUUACGAUAUUUAAAAGAUUGUCUAGAAGGAGGAAAAACUAACAUUGAUGAAGCAGCCUAUCGGAAAGGAAGACUAAGUAAUCCACUAGACUUUAAUAAUAAAUUAAUCAAUAAAUUUAACAUUGAUAAUUUCGUCGAGGACUUUCUAGGAUACGACCCUAAACAGCCUAAUGAAGAAGGUAAAGAAACUAAUGAAUUAGAAAGAAUAGAUGAGAGAGAAAUUGAAGUUGGAGAAUUUUUUCAAUUCUUUUGGCAGAAGCAAGAAAGUUCGGAAUUAGAUGCUUAUAAAGAUGGCAAAUUUGAAUCACCUCGAAUACCAGAAACGUCUGAAGUGUUAGCUGAUAAUUUGCCUAAUCUAGCCGAGAUAGCUAGACUUACUUCUCUAUCCUCAAAUGCCCUGUCUCAAUCAUUAGAAAACAUUGCAGCAGAAAUAGAGAAUAUUGGUAAUAAUCUUGUAGAUUAUGCUCAAAACAGCAGUAUAACUGAUGACAUCCGCGAACUCCCCACAAUUAUCGCUACUACUGCUGUCGCCAUUGCUACUGGAGGCACCUCCUUAGCAGUCCAAGCCGCCGCCAUUGGUGGUGCCUACUUAUUAGGUGAAAUAUCCAAGCAAAUAAAAGAAGAAAUAGGUAAUUUACAAAAUGAAAGAAGUAAUGAAGCCAGUCAAUUGAACACAUUGGAUCAACAAAUUUCCCAAAAACAAUCUAAACUAAAUGACCCUAACGUUUCUGAAACUGAAAAAACUCAAAUCAGAAGUGAACUUGCUUCUCUAGUCUCCCAAAGAAGUAGUAGUCAAACUAGAAUAAAAGGAUUAGAUGAAAAAAUAGAAAGUUUGAUAAAGCAAGGUAAUAAAACAGUAACUGGUGGAGGUGAACUAAGAGAAGAACUAGGGGAGAAAAAUGUAAAGGAGCAUUUAACUGCCACCGAUUGCCAAAGAAUUUUUGCUCUAAAAUCUAAAAUUACUCAAAUACUAACUGAAAAAGGAAUAGAAAAUUAUAACACCGAUAGUCAGAAAUUCCUUAAGAGAUUACAGCAUUGGCAUAUUUCCAACAUUAACAAAAGAAUAAGGGAAAACGGCAUCUCUACAACCAAAUUUGUUAAUAAUCCUAACUAUAGUAAACUGCUCAGUAAUAACUUUACUAACCAAGAAGAAGUUAAACAAGUUUACAAACAAUCUCAACAAUCACAAUUACUUUCAGAAAUCAUGCAAUUAGAACAAAAUCCUACUAAUUCUAACAGUCAAGAAUUAGACUCUAAAAAACAGCAACUAAAAGACUUAGAGACUCAAUCUAAAGAACUAAUUAAAUUUUUACCAAUUGAAACUCAAAUUACUAUCUUACAGAAAGAAAUUCAAGUCCUAACUAGUAAAUCUACUAAAACUAAGGCUGAACAAACUAUUUUAGAGAGUAAAAAGCAAGAAUUAGCAGAAUUACUAAAAAAACAAAGUAAUUCUCAUGUUAAUAAUGCUAAACCUACUGAUAAAACUGCUUUAAUUGUUGGAGGAGGAAUAUUUAUUAUCUUCACUUUACUUUUAAUCUUAAUUCUGGCGAGGAAUCACCAAAAAAAAGAAAUUACUAAUUUAGAGGAACUUAGACUAGGGAAUUAUGAUUACUCUUGUUACGAUGAUGAUAGUGAAAGCGAAAGAGUCAAACAAAGAAUUUCUCAAGGCAUUUAUAAUAAGUUCACUGGUUCUUUGGAUUAUUUAAGCAACAUGAAAAAGUUAAAGGAACUUAAUGUUAGUAAUAUUGAUGUAAAUGAAGUCGAUUUAGAUAAAUUGCCUGAUAGUUUAGAGAAAAUUUUUUAUUCAACUAAGGAAAGACCAAUAAGGUUGAAAGAUAUUCACCGGCAAAAUUUAGUUCAUAAAGAUUUUCACUCUGGUAAUAUAUUGUAUCCACCUUGCCGAAUUACUGACUUAGGGUUGAGUAAACCAGUUGGUGAAGAAAAAAGAGGAGAGAAAGUUUUUGGAGUAGUACCUUAUGUAGCUCCAGAAGUUUUACAAGAAAAACCAUACACGAAAGCAGCAGAUAUUUACUCUUUCGGCAUGAUUUCCUAUGAAGUGUUGACUGGAUUAACUCCUUAUCACGGUUCAGCACAUGAUAUAGAUGAUAAUCCUUUGAAUCGUCCUAAGGCUGAUGAAAUAAGUAAAAUUUUUGACAAGUGGCAUAAAGAAAUUAAAGAUGAGAAAUCUGAAUUUACUCAGCAAGUUCAAGAAGCAGAAAAAUCUAAUCAAAAAUUACUAGAGGAGGUAAGAUUUCCUAGCAACAAGUUACACGCUGGAGCAUUCUUGACUAGUAAACCUAUUAAUACUGGGCAAAUUAGCAAACUCUUAUUUGCUUCAAAAGACAUAGAUUUAGACCUUGAAAUGAUAGAAGAAUUUGAUAUCAAAGAUAAUGAACAGGAUGAACAGGAUGAACAGAUUGCUCAACAAGCAAUCCCACCUAAAUAA